AGAAAUCUUGUAACACAAGUGAGAAAAGCCUUGUUUAGGUUAUUUCAUUUCAAUGAUUGGUAUGCUUUGUGUAUAUAUAUAAGACUAAUUGGUUGGCAUUGAGUUGAAAGCCAAGAAGCUUGCAACUGUACAUUGUGAGCACGUAGAAGAUAGAACCAAAUCAAGUAUAUAUUUAUAUACAAGAUAUAAACAUAGAGAAAUUAAGAAAGCAUUAAGAGAUGAGCAUGAUACCAAUCAUUAGCAAACUAUACUGUUCAUCUUCUCAGACGGUGCUGGAGGUUAGGAAGAGGCCACAUGUGGUGAAUGGAGGGGGUUUUGUGGUCACGGAUUGCAGUGGCCAAAGGGUUGUUUUCAGGGUUGAUGGCUGUGGGAUUCAUGGCACAAAGGGACAGUUGAUUCUAAGAGAUGGUGAAGGAGAUGCUUUACUUCUCAUCCGUCGAAAGGGAGGCAUGGUUGAGGCCCUUAGCAUUUACAAGAAGUGGAGAGGUUAUAGUCUAGACUAUGAAGGAUUACAGAACCUGGUUUUCAGCUUGAAGGAACCCAAUUCUUGUUUGGUUAAGAACAAUGGGAUUAGAAUCUCCAGUGAGCCAAAGGCUGCUAGUAACAAAGGCUGGGACUUUGAGAUCAGAGGUUAUUUCCCAGAUAGGAGUUGUAGCAUUGUUGACAUUAGGGGCAAUGUAAUAGCCCAGGUGGGGGUGAACAAGGAAGUGGAGAAAUUGAUGGCAAGUAAGGAUCUGUAUCAUGUGGUGGUGAAACCUGGGAUGGAUCAAGCGUUUGUUUUUGGAGUCAUUGCCAUUCUUGACUACAUUUAUGGCGAAUCCACGUAUUGUUGAGUCCGAAAUUGUGCAGGGCGUGCUAUGUUUUGCUGAAUUAUUAUUGUAUAAAACAAUUGGUUUACUCUUAUAACAAAUAUGUAUAAUUUUGGAGAAAUUAAGGGGAUAAUAAGCAACUGGUCUAGGAAAAUGUCGUAUAUGAUGGAAAGGAAAUUGGACUGUUAGUUUACGUGAAGCUAUUGUUAUAAUAUCGUUAAUUCGCUUUACUUGUUUGACAAUGAUGGAUGUGAAUGUAAUUUAAUUAUUCCUAGUGCUUAUCUAUAGGCUGAUAUCGAAUCUUUGUGUGAAAUUGGAUUGGUGAUGAAUGAAUUUUAAAAGUUUGGGACUGAA
Messenger RNA from Cajanus cajan (pigeon pea), 1163 nucleotides. RefSeq names its product protein LURP-one-related 6. NCBI's taxonomy places the organism in Eukaryota, Viridiplantae, Streptophyta, Magnoliopsida, Fabales, Fabaceae. The record is from RefSeq and is a predicted model, not a curated record.